Eutrema salsugineum is the source of this 1188-nucleotide messenger RNA. Its product is annotated as NAC domain-containing protein 40. Lineage: Eukaryota; Viridiplantae; Streptophyta; Magnoliopsida; Brassicales; Brassicaceae. The coding region runs from base 102 to 1088 and encodes 328 amino acids. Gene Ontology annotation, molecular function: DNA binding. The transcript is spliced from 4 exons. The record is from RefSeq and is a predicted model, not a curated record. Gene Ontology annotation, biological process: regulation of DNA-templated transcription.
AACGUCGCUGCUCUUAUACUAAAUAUCUUCUCUGCUUUUGUCUUUUAAAAGGUAAAAAUUAAAAUCAUUUUGAGUUCUGAGGGUAACACAAAAAGAAGAAAAUGUCAGAAGACGCUGAGAAGUUGAUCUUCAUAUCGGCGUUGUUCCCUGGAUUCAGAUUCUCUCCCACCGACGUCGAACUCAUCUCUUACUACUUACGCCGUAAAAUCGGCGGCGACGAUAACUCUGUAGCCGUGAUCGCCGAGGUCGAGAUUUACAAGUUCGAGCCGUGGGAUUUGCCAGGGGAAUCGAAAUUAAAAUCUGAGAACGAGUGGUUUUACUUCUGCGCAAGGGGAAAGAAUGGGUCACAAAGCCGGAGAGUCACACAGCUUGGUUACUGGAAAUCUACUGGUCAAGUGCGAAGCGUGAAAUCGGGGAACCAAAUUGUUGGAACCAAGAGAAUGCUUGUUUUUCACACCGGUCGGGCUCAUCGAAACGAGAGAACAGAAUGGUUUAUGCAUGAAUAUUGCAUCCAUGGAGCAACACAGGACGCAUUAGUGGUGUGCCGGUUAAAGAAAAAUACCGAUUUUCGAGCUAGUUCGAGCCAAACACCAAUGGAUAAUGGUCAUGUGCAAGAUGAUGAAUACGUUGGCCAAACUGGUGGUUCGGAGAUGCAGAACAAUUCUUAUUCGGUUUAUGAACCUGAGCUUCAUAUACCAAAUGGUGACAUCGUAGAAUCAUCAAAUGUUGUUGAGGAUCAAGCCGACACCGAUGAUGAUUGCUACGCCGAGAUUAUGAACGAUGAUAUAAUAAACCUUGACGAGGAGGUAUUGAAAGCUAGCCUAGCAUUUCGACCAAAUUAUCAACAAACAAUAUCCAGCGAGGCCUCAUCGAGUAGGAAAAGGUUAGAAUGUGGUUCAAAUAAAAAACCAAAGCAAACAAUGGACGUUGCCGAAACCGCCUCCUUCGGUUGGAGAAUACCGAACCCGUUCCGAAUCAAGAAAAAUGAUAACCAGAGGUCGAUGACUGGCUAUCUAGCUACUACUGCUUUACUGGCUAUCUUAAUUUCUGUAUUUUUUACUAUCUUAACAACUAGGGGAGAUAGUUAGCUUUGUGUUAUGCAGUGUGACUUAUGUUUUUUCUUCUGACUCGCACUUGUUAGUAUUUGUACUACGACUCUACGAUACAUGAUUACAUCAAUAGAGUCAC